Spirodela intermedia is the source of this 1588-nucleotide messenger RNA. The record is from the annotation of a GenBank genome assembly. Lineage: Eukaryota; Viridiplantae; Streptophyta; Magnoliopsida; Alismatales; Araceae.
AUGACGUCAGCGCCCGGCGAACGCGAAUCGGGCGGAAAUAGAGUUCCGCCCGACGAUUCUUACGUAAGUGAUUACAGAUGAUUUAAUUGAUCAAAUUAUGAUCUGUAAAAGCCGGAAGAAUCGUAAGUGAACGAAGUAUAUUUUGGUAAAUUAAAAUCACACAAAUUAUCACUAAAUGAAGCGUAAAGUAAGUUGAAAGCAGGAAAACAAAAUUCUGGCGUCGCGAUGGCGAUGCGUCGACGAUGCAUCGGAAUCCUGAUCGUUCGGGAGGAUCGUCGUGUAGUGUCCACGGCCUCGAAGGCUCUCCUUGGACAAAGACGACGUGGGCAAUCUCUAGAUCUCCUUGCGAAGUCUAGAGAUCAAUAAAAUGGGUCGUUGACUCGUCUCCGACGACUGUCACCCGGCAGAGUAGAAAAACGGUAACUUUGCGGCUCUCUGGCGGCUGUCACCUGACAGAGAGGGAGCUGGAUGGAGGUGGGGCGCGUGUCAGGGAGCUUCAUCCUUAGGUCCGCGCAGCAAGAAGAGGCUCUUCAUCGCAUCUGGUACGUUCUCAGGAGGUGGUGACUCGUCUCCCGACGGAUCGUCCUCUUCCCGAUGACGGCUUGUUCGUCGAUCAAUCGGAGAUGAUUUACUCGAUGGAUUCACGAUCCUUUUAUCGCGAAUCCUUCAGCAAUUUGAGUAAUAAUGCUCCGUGAAUCAUGUUGACGAGAUUUUCGCCGAUGAUCCAACGAUUCUGGUUGCUUAAUCCUUCACUGGCGAUCUACAGGAAAGUCGCGAUAAUCAGAUAAAAAUAUGAGUUUUGGCUCUGGGAGGAUUCGAACCCGUGCCGGUUGCCCCCGCCUCUUCUGAGGAAGGUGACGGGUUUAGUCCCACAUUGGUUGUGCGCCGAAUUUUCGGGCGAAUAUAUAGUAAUGUUAUAUUUCUAAGUAAAGUCCCUUUCUCACGCAUGUACGACCACUCCUUGGCCCACAGCCGACUGGCCACCGGUGACGUGGAAGGGGAGUGGCGCACACGUGCCCCCAUCGGUUCAAGCCGCUCGAGCCCCUGCUCGCGGCUACUCCCCGACUGCGCUUCCGACCCGCUUGCGGGCCCGGCUAGCCGGCGGGUCCCCCCAUUUUGUAAUAUUUUUAUUUUUAUUUCUUGUUCUUCAUUUAUCUCAAAAGUAAGACUGUAAAACUCAUAUAAAAUCACAUAAUUACCCAAAAAUUCACGUUAAUCAAUUGAAAACCACUUUUCACACUUUAACACAAAUAUAAGUUUAUUUAUCAUGAGUUAAGGCUAAAACUAUAUUAUUUACUAAUUAUUAACUCAUGAUAAUGAAGACUUAUCAGAGCCCAUUAGCACCCACUGUUAAAUACGAAAUAAAUACAGAAAAUUUCUAAAUGUGCCCUAAUUUUCAUAGAUUACAUUUAGUGGAACCUCUUCAACAUUGAAUUUUUUUUCAUAUGAUCUGUAUUUACUUAAUCUCCCUCAAGUUACACCAAAAAGUAUUAAGAUGAAAUUAUUUCGUUAUACACUUUGGGACAAGGCUAGUUAUUGGCUAUCCGCAUUAGAUAAAGAAUUAACUAGUUAGAAAGACAUAGAAUAG